Messenger RNA from Boleophthalmus pectinirostris (great blue-spotted mudskipper), 1417 nucleotides. It is a transcript of the gene ngfrb, whose product is annotated as nerve growth factor receptor b. Gene Ontology annotation, biological process: Rho protein signal transduction. Gene Ontology annotation, molecular function: death receptor activity; coreceptor activity; nerve growth factor binding. Bases 2 to 1300 code for a protein of 432 amino acids. The transcript is spliced from 6 exons. Lineage: Eukaryota; Metazoa; Chordata; Actinopteri; Gobiiformes; Gobiidae. The record is from RefSeq and is a predicted model, not a curated record. Gene Ontology annotation, cellular component: plasma membrane; cell surface.
GAUGCCAAGGACACACAGGAUGAAGCCCGUAUUCCUCGUAGUCUUACUCGGACUGGUUGGAGCUCUGGCCAAUAAGGGCUCGCGAUGCUUGUCUGGCCAGUAUACGGCCAGUGGAGAAUGCUGUAAGCAGUGUCAGCCCGGAGAAGGCGUCGUUAAAGAAUGUGGGGUCACUCAGACGGUGUGCGCGCCUUGCAUCGACAGUGAAACCUUCUCAGAGAACUUCAGUCACACAGAGAAGUGUCAGCGCUGUACCCAGUGCACAGGUCUGAUGAGGAUGGAAUCGCCGUGCAUUGACGCAAAUGAUGCCAUCUGCGUCUGUAACUAUGGUUACUACCUGAACAGCCUGACAAAGCGCUGCGAGCCCUGCACCUUGUGUCCUGAGGGCCAGGGCAUGUUAAUCAGCUGUGAGCAGGACCGUGACACUGUGUGUGAGGAGUGCACCAUGGACACAUACUCAGACAAGGAGAGCUUCCGAGAGCCCUGUAUGCCCUGCACCACCUGUGAGGACAGCGAGGAAAUUCAGGAGUGUACCCCCGUCAGUGACGCCGUCUGUUUGGCCACCCCUACCCUGUCCCCCCCUCCAUUUGUCACCUCCCCCAUGAGCACUGAGGGAGAAGAUGAUGGGGAUUUCUUUGUAGACCCACCCCUGCCAUUGCCCACUGACAGCACCACAACCACCACAGGAGGGGACUCCCGACAGCCCAUUUACCAGGGCCUGAAUGACAAGCUUAUCCCUGUCUACUGCUCCAUCCUGGCAUCUGUAGUCGGGGGUCUGGUGGCCUUUAUCAUAUUUAAAAGGUGGAAUAACUGCAAGCAAAACAAACAGGGAGCCAACAACUGUACAGCCAAUCCAAAUCAGACGCCAUCGCCUGAGGGAGAGAAACUGCACAGUGACAGUGGCAUCUCAGUGGACAGCCAGAGUCUACAGGAACAGCAGGGGCAGACACAGACACACACAGUUCUUACAAUGGAUGAGGAGCCCUGUCUGCUGCUGCCUCUUCACACCAGAGAGAAGGUAGAGCAGCUGCUGUUCAGAGGAAGUGCUGGAGAAAACUGCAACAUGGAUGACAGCGACUGGUCCAACUUGGCCGGUCUCCUGGGAUACGAGGAGGAGCGCAUUGCCACCUUCAGGCAGGAGGACCAUCCCGUCAGGGCGCUGCUUUCUGAUUGGGCCAGCAAGGACAGCGCCAGUAUCAAUGCUCUGUGCACUGCUCUGCGCAAAAUUAACAGAGAGGAUAUUGCUCAGAGUUUAGUCCUAGGUUCGAAUCCAACAAAGCCCACUGCCACAUCUGUAGUCUGAACACUUCAAGCCUAUAUUAUAUACUAAGGCCUUACUCAUAGCUCCUAUAAGCUCAACUUUUAUCUAAAGCCUCGGAAAGCCAGCACCUAUCAAUCAUCAAAUUUACAAACCACAAUC